Messenger RNA from Xyrauchen texanus (razorback sucker), 2571 nucleotides. RefSeq names its product R-spondin-2-like. Bases 677 to 1411 code for a protein of 244 amino acids. The record is from RefSeq and is a predicted model, not a curated record. Lineage: Eukaryota; Metazoa; Chordata; Actinopteri; Cypriniformes; Catostomidae. The transcript has 5 exons.
UAUACCACAGUUACACACAUCUUAAUGCACCACAAGGGUUUAUUCAGAAGCUUUUUUUAUACUAUUGCAUCCAUGUGUUUUCUCAUUAUGUCUGGGGAGAUUUUUCCGACUGUGAAGCAAAGGGACUUCUGAGAGACUAAACUUUUGCGCGAGGGAUGCUGGAUGCUCCAAGUCCAGUUUUGCACUCGGAAGGAACUUGCUAUACAUGUUACUAUAUUUUUUGGACUAGACUCACAUUCGCGCUGGUAUAUUCGCUUUCUGCAGCUACUUUGAAGGAAUCCAUCUUGCCCUACGCGUUUGUGGUGAUGUCGUUAAACCAUUCAAUUUUGCGCUGAGCAAGUUCUUUGAAUGAAAUUGUUUUGCCUGUAAGUACGUUGAUCGACCAAACCGUAGCCUAUAUAUUAAUCAGUAGAACUUUUGAGUUUAGAGAUUUUUCCCUUUCCUGGCACUUUUCUGGUGUGAAUAAAAGCACUUCGCUCUCUUUACAUAAAAUGACAUAAACCGGUGUUGAGAAAUGGUGUUUUCUUUACCCGUCUAAUGUGUGACAUGAGUGCGGACUCCUCAACUCCCCGAUCCUCUGUACAUAUUUAAACUAAAUAUACGAACCUUGGAGGCUCACGGCGAGUACCUUUGACUCUUUCUAACCUGAGUCGGGACCAAACACACAGCCGCCCAGAUGCAGUUUCGACUCUUCUCCUUUGCGCUCAUCGUGUUGAACUGUAUGGACUACAGCCACUGUCAGACGCAGCAGUCUCACCGCUGGAGAAGAAACAAAAGAGCUAGCUAUGGAGCGUACCCAAUCUGUAAAGGCUGUUCGGUGUGUUCGAAGGACAACGGGUGUAUGAACUGCCAACCAAAGCUGUUCCUGUUUCUACGGAGGGAGAGGAUGAGGCAGUACGGCGAGUGUCUCCACGCCUGUCCGUCAGGUUACUACGGCAUGCGAGGGACAGAGAUUAACAUGUGCUCCAGGUGUAGGAUAGAUGACUGUGAGGCCUGUUUCAGCAAAGACUUCUGCACAAAGUGCAAGCUUGGUUUUUACUUGCACAAGGGUCGUUGCUUCGACAAGUGUCCAGAGGGUUUUGCUCCCCUGGAAGAUAGCAUGGAGUGUGGAGAGGGUUGUGAGGUGGGCCAAUGGAGUGAGUGGGGGACCUGCACUAGAAGAAACAAAACAUGUGGCUUUAAAUGGGGGCUGGAGACCCGCACACGGCACAUUGUGAAAAAGCCUCCAAAGGACACAAUACCAUGUCCCACCAUCGCCGAGUCCAGAAGAUGCAAAAUGGCCAUGCGACAUUGCAGGAGAGGCGGUUCGGGGAAGGGGCAACGAACCAAAGAGCAGAAGAAGAAGUCUAACAAGCAGAGGCUGCGCUUUCAGGCCCAGAACCAGCACAGCGACCACCUGGCCAGCCAGUAAAAUACUUUUUGAUGGAACAAGACCACAAAGCUGCUAACCCAUGCUCUACAAACACCUACCCUGAUGAAAGUACACACUCAAACGGUGUUAUUCACACUCAUGUGGACACACUCCUCUCACACUGUCUCUCCGUGCCUCCUGCUGCUUCCCUCGCCAGUGAGACGUCCCGCGACCCAAGACCCCACUGUGACAUCAUGGAAAACUUUAGCAGCUGUUCAUAUAGCUCGCAUCUCAUCCCAUUUUAGGAGGAAGAAGAGAAUUAAUUGAGCUGGAAGCACAGUAAAGAAACCUGGGUGUGGUGAUCAGAGGUGUAGAAAGAGCACAGCGCUAUGAAAGGAGGUAAAAAACAUGGACAGAAAGGAGAAGAAGAGACUAGUGAGCUAAUACAGAGGAUAAUAAAAUAUUAUAGACUGAUAUAGAUGCCCUGAGAAACAAGAGAGAAAGACUUAUCUGUAUCUAUGUAAAAAUCAUUCCAUUCCCUUCCCUAAAAGGCUGCAUGCAUCAUGUAUAGCCUUUUUGGUCAAAUAGGUAUUUUGUUUUUGAUAGAAAUGUUACAGAAUCCAUGCAUAGUUGCAAAAUUAUUAUUCUCAGCCAAAAUGUUUACGUCCAGACCGCUUUAUGCUUUAACUGUAUAUUGUGGGUAAGAAUCUUAGUUGUUCAACUAGCAUGGCAUAAUAAACUCAUCUGUACAUAGUCGGUGAGUUUAUCUAAUAACGGUAACAUUGAGGAUGAAAAAAAAGCCUUACUGUAUUUUCAGUAUUGACAACUUAAAUGUGUAAGAAAAGGUUUAUAAUACCAGCUACAGUUAAAAGAAUUUAAAAAGAACAAAAAAGCUAAUUAGAAAAGCAUAGCCUCCACAUAGCUAUUAAAUUUAUAUGGUAUCUAAUUGAUUUAUUUAUUGAUUCAUUUUUUAUUAUUAUAAUUUUUAUUUUUGGUGAAAAUGAUGUACCUGAUACUCCGUGCUAAAAUAUUCUUCAAACCACUUAUAAAAAUAUAAAUAUCUCCAACAGUGGAAAUUGAUUGUGUCUGAUUUGCUGGUAAAUGUUCCUCAAUGUGUAAACUUGGUUUAAGCAUCCUAUUUUAGUUUUUUGUUACACAUCCCAUAGCAGCUGAAAUAUAUCAUCAACUGAUUGAUAAUGUGUAUAUUGUGUGCUAUUAAA